UGGCGCGGCGUGGGGGGGGGGGUGCGGCCAUGUUGUCUCCCCGGCGGAAGGAAUCGGGCGGCAGCGCUUCGCCCGCCCCCGAGCAGAGCCAGCGCUCCUCCGCGGCCCGCGAGCCGAGCGGCGGCCCCGCCAUGGAGGAGAGCAGCGGAUUCCGGCUGUCGGCCGAGUGCCUGGACGAGCCUCCCAACAGCCGCGUUUUCGUGGUGCUGGGCAAGGACGCGGGCGAGGCGCUGAUUCGGGAGCGCUUCGCCCCGUUCGGGGACAUCCAGAACAUCUGGCUGCUGCGCGACAAGCGCACCAACGAGUCCCGAGGCAUCGCCUUCAUCAAGUUCGCCCGCAGCUCGCAGGCCUGCCGGGCCAUGGAGGAGAUGCACGGCCGCAGCCUGGCCCCCGACACCAAGCCCAUCAAGGUAUUCAUUGCACAAUCAAGAGCUUCUGGAAGCCACCGAGAUGUUGAAGAUGAGGAGCUUACACGAAUCUUUGUUAUGAUACCAAAGACCUAUACAGAGGAAGACCUGCGAGAGAAGUUUAAGAUGUAUGGAGACAUUGAGUAUUGCAGCAUUAUUAAAAACAAGACUACUGGAGAAAGCAAAGGUUUGGGCUAUGUGAGGUACUUAAAACCAUCGCAAGCUGCCCGAGCAAUUGAGGAGUGUGAUCGAAGCUACCGAGCCAUUUUGGCUGAACCGAAAAAUAAGUCAUCUGAAUCUUUUGAACAUGAAUAUUAUAGCAAUAAUGCAAGACAAGAACCAAGAGGAAACGUAUUUCCAUUUUGUGCUCAGCCAGAGUUUUGUAGUUUUGAAAAAAAUGAGACCAGAAUUCAGGAGUCAGUCUCCAAACGUCUGUCAGUGGUAUCACGGCUUCCUUUUAUCCAAGAACAGCUGUUUGCCCUCUUUGAUCUAGUCCCAGGACUGGAGUAUUGUGAUGUUCAGCGAGAUCCUCAUACUAAUAAUGGUUAUGCUGUGAUUCAGUACAGUACAGCUGCAUCAGCUAUAUAUGCCAAGUAUAAGCUACAUGGGUUUGAGUAUCCUCCUGGAAACAGAUUAACUGUCAUUUUUCUAGAAGAUGGGAAUGAUAGUUCAGACCUCAUCAGAAAAAUGGCAACACAACUGGUAACAGCACAUAUGACCUCAGUGCUGCGAAAUAAUAACGCAAUUGUUCAGCAGUAUAGGACACCUCCUCAGGCAUUUGGAGGAACCUCUGGCUCACCGUUACUUCAGCCCCAAACUGAUGCUUUGCUUCCACCACCCAAAAAAAAAGUUCCACCUGACACUUCUGUGAAGGAAAGGCUUUUCAUACUUUUUCAUCCUCAUCCUUUACCUGUGACUAUACUGGAGGAUGUUUUCUGUCGUUUUGGAAACUUAAUAAAAGUUUAUCUCGUGGCUGGAAAAAAUGUGGCCUAUGCAAAAUUUGCAGACAGAGCAAGUGCCAGUGAGGCCAUAACUGCGUUACAUGGCAAGAUUGUGAAUGGUGUCAGACUUAAAGUAAGGUUGGCAGACUCCCCCACAGAGGAAUCUAACAAACGUCAGAGAACCUACUAAGUAGUGUGGGUAUUUUCCAUGACCUGGGAGUUACAAAGGCCAAAAAAGACUUCACCUGCAUGACUCUCCUUCUUUUCCUAAGGACUUCCGUGUUUCUCUUUUGAUAAGCAGCAGUUUUUGAAGGUCUUUUCAUGUAUGACUUAAAAAGGAAAAAAAACAAAUCUGUCUGCAUGGAAUUGGAGCUAAAACUCUUCUGAAACGUAAAAAUUGUCAGUUCCAUUGAAUGCAAUUCAUACCCAUGUUUUUAUUUACAAAGUUUUUUUCUUAAAUGUGUUUUUUUUAAAGCAUCUAAUAAUAAAAGACCAAAUCUUUCUAUCAUUAUAGGGGAAGCUAUGAUUUGAAGUGUAAUGUAAUACCAACUCUGUCUUGAUUACAAAAAAACCCUACUUUUUACUACAAAAGUAUAGAUACGAUAAAAACAUCCAAAGUUAGUAAUAAACCUCAGAAAAUGUUAAUUCCUGAAAAAAAUAAUUGCAGGCUGCAGUUGUGUCCUGAGUGAAGAUGAGGCUGCCUAUUACUUGUAAGACUGGCUUUCUGGAAAGUAGUGACUGAAAGUGGUUUAGAGUUUCUAGGUAGUUAACUGCUUGCUAUGCAGAAGUUGUUAAGAGUUGAGAGAAUUCUUGGGUUUAGUGGGAAAUUCCUGGUUGUAAUAGGAGGGAAUAUUAGCAUUAGAGAAAGCAUUACUGUUCAUGUUGUAAAGGUUAUCUAACUUUCUGAAUGAUAAGAAAACAGACCAAAGAAUUAUUUAUAGUCUAAAACCUGAGUUUAGAGGGACUGAGUCUGAAGACAUGACCCAAUCUCAAUCUAUAAGUAUGCUCAAAUAAACAAAGAGAAGAGGUGGUGUGUGUUUAUUACUUGUUUUUUAGUGAUAACAUAUAGGAUCCUGUGGUAGGAAGUUGAUGCCAGAUGUAUUCACCUGCUGUAGGAAGCCUGCUUUGGCAGGGGGGUUGGACUUGAUGGCCUUUGGAGGUUCCUUCCAACCCCUACAACUCUGAUUCUGUAUUCACAAAGUAGGAGUAAAGACCUGGCUCUUUCUAAUGGUAAUUACCUGUCAGAUGACUUUAUGUAGGAAAAAUCAUGCAUUUUGCAAAACAUAAAUAAUUUAGGAUGGUGUUUUGAUUCCAGGCUAACUAUUUAUUUUUGUGGUUUGGGAUAUUUAAAAACUGAAACUGAAUGCAUGAUGGUGCUUUCUGCUUUAAAAUGUCAGUAAACUUGGUUAGUGUUUUACGCCGUACUACAGUACAAAGAAUGCAUGGGAGUCUGUCAUAGAUGAAAAGCGAGUACAGGGUGGAAAUUUUUAGUUAUCGCUCCAAGACAGUGGACUUCCAUUGGCUGCAGAAGCUACUUGGUCCACUGUAUUAAUGGGAGAGGGAGGGAAAGAAUCAAAUGAUUAGCUCUACUUCCCUGUUUUUAAACAGUUUUUUUAUAGUUUAUACAGUUUUAGUAACAAUCUAGUUACUAAAACUAGAUUGUUGCCUUACCCUCUAAUUUUCCUAACACAGCUAACAUCAAAAGCAUAAAAAUGAUUGUGCAGGAUUUGGAAAUUCACUAAGGGUUUGGCUAUUGGUAACGGUUACUGAGAUAAGUGAAAGAAGUACUUGGCAUCCUUCUUACUGUUACGGAAAAUGUUUAAAAGCAAAAAUUCAGAAUUUAGAAAAUAACUCUUAACACAAAUCCCUGAAUUGACUU
Phasianus colchicus (ring-necked pheasant) is the source of this 3227-nucleotide messenger RNA. It is a transcript of the gene RBM45, whose product is annotated as RNA binding motif protein 45. The record is from RefSeq and is a predicted model, not a curated record. Gene Ontology annotation, molecular function: RNA binding. NCBI's taxonomy places the organism in Eukaryota, Metazoa, Chordata, Aves, Galliformes, Phasianidae.